GUUAUUGUAGUUUUUUGUGUUACAGAGACUCACCCUGCCAGCAGCCCGUCACAACCUUUUACACAGCGACCACGUGACGUGCACGAAGCAUUUUAAUGAAUGAGCAGAUAAAAGUUUAACUAAAAUCACUUGACCGUUAGGGUGUCUAAAAAGUGUUAUACCCAUGCUGCGUCGGCAGAGAGCAGCAAGUGUUCCCUCUCUGCCUGCUUUCAUGUGAUACUGGUCCGUCACAGUGGUUGACGAGGGGACUGGCAAGCUGUUGCACUGUUUGGGGAUUGUUAUUCAGUCGAUGACAUGUCUCUGUACCGAAAUGCUGUCUGGUUUUUGAAUGGAAUCCACCAAUAUACAAGGAAGGGAUAUGAGGCAGCAUCUAAAGGCUUUGACCCCCAAGACCUGAAUGUGUCCGUUGUGGGGAGGUCUUUUAUGAUCACUGGAGCCAACAGUGGCAUUGGCAGAGCCACAGCCAUGGCUAUAGCCAAGAAAGGUGGGACAGUCCACAUGGUGUGUAGGAACAAAGAGAAAGCAGAAGAGGCCCGGAUGGACAUUGUCAAUGAGUCUGGGAAUACGGAGGUACACAUCCAUAUUGUGGACAUGUCAGAGACACUCAAAGUCUGGGAGUUUGCAGAGGCCUUCAAGAAGCAGUAUCCAUCCUUGAAUGUGUUGAUAAACAAUGCAGGGUGUAUGGUGCGCAAGAGGGAGCUCAAUGCCGAGGGACUGGAAAAGAGCUUUGCCACCAACACUAUGGGGGUGUACAUCCUCACCCAGAGUCUCAUACCGCUUCUCCAGAAGAGCCGGGAUCCCAGGGUGAUCAUUGUGUCCUCAGGAGGAAUGCUGGUCCAGAAACUCAGAGUAGAUGACUUGCAGUCAGAGAGGGGCUACUUUGAUGGUGUCAUGGUCUAUGCCCAGAACAAGAGACAGCAGGUGGUGCUGACACAACAGUGGGCCAAAGCCAACCCAGUCAUUCACUUUUCUUCAAUGCAUCCAGGCUGGGUAGACACACCAGCUGUGUCUACAUCAAUGCCUCAGUUCCACCAUAUGAUGGGGGAGAGGCUGCGCAGUGUCGAGCAAGGAGCUGACACUGUUGUGUGGUUGGCUUUGUCGAGAGCUGCUGCCAGAACAAGCAGCGGGACGUUCUUUCAAGAUCGUAGUCCUGUUCCUGCCCACCUACCUUUGGCCUGGACUCGCAGUUCUGCUGAAGAGAUUCAGAGUUUCAUGGCUCAACUGGAGACUCUGGCCGGAGUCAUUCAGUCGCAACCUGAUGCAGAGCUUAACAGUCCUUCCAGACCUCAAUUUGUCUGAAUUGUAAUUUAAUGUUACAUGGUAUGUUGUUGACCCAUUAAAGAUCUAUUACUGAAA
Messenger RNA from Dicentrarchus labrax (European seabass), 1356 nucleotides. Its product is annotated as dehydrogenase/reductase SDR family member 12-like. Lineage: Eukaryota; Metazoa; Chordata; Actinopteri; Moronidae. Bases 295 to 1299 code for a protein of 334 amino acids. The record is from RefSeq and is a predicted model, not a curated record. The transcript is spliced from 10 exons.